Messenger RNA from Notolabrus celidotus (New Zealand spotty), 1621 nucleotides. It is a transcript of the gene cacybp, whose product is annotated as calcyclin binding protein. Gene Ontology annotation, cellular component: nucleus. Lineage: Eukaryota; Metazoa; Chordata; Actinopteri; Labriformes; Labridae. The record is from RefSeq and is a predicted model, not a curated record. The transcript is spliced from 6 exons. Gene Ontology annotation, biological process: heart development. Gene Ontology annotation, molecular function: S100 protein binding; ubiquitin protein ligase binding; tubulin binding. Bases 123 to 815 code for a protein of 230 amino acids.
ACAUUAAAAAAGAAGAAGGACAGUCAUUCAAUUACUGCGUGAGAAUAUUGCACUCGAGCUAGUACAGACAAGAGGACACAUCACUAAAGUGAGCUACUAACAGAACUAGAAACAGAGGACACAUGGCUCUAACUGAGCAGAUCAACCAGUUGGAGGCAGAUUUGCAGGAGCUGGGGUCACUCUCAGAGAAGGCAGAAAGGAAGAGAGUGAAGGAAGUGCUGCAGCAGGAGCAGAAGAAGGUGGAGAAGGAGCUUGCACUCAAACGACAACAGAAGGAGCAACAAGCCAAGAGAGAGGCAGACCCUUCUGCUGCAUCCAAAGCAACAUACACAGUCAAGAUCAAUAACUAUGCGUGGGACCAGUCUGAAAAAUUUGUCAAAAUUUACCUCACUCUGAAGGAUGUGCACAAAAUUCCACCAGAAAACGUGGAGGUCAAGUUUACAGAAAGCUCAUUUUCUGUUUUGGUAAAGGAGCUAGAUGGAAAAAAUCAUCAGAUGACAAUCCUCAACCUGCUAGGUCCUGUCGAUGAAAAGGACAGCUAUAAAAAGAUAAAAACAGACAUGGUCCUGGUCAUGUGCAAGAAGCAGACGACAAAGAAGUGGGAGUGCCUAACAAAAGCGGAGAAGCAGUCGAAAGAUAAAGAUAAACCUGCGACUGAUGACAAUGCAGACCCCAGUGAUGGCCUAAUGACCAUGCUGAAGAAGAUUUACUCAGAUGGAGACGACGAGAUGAAGAGAACCAUCAACAAAGCCUGGUCAGAGUCACAAGAGAAGAAAAUACGAGGGGAAGGAGGAGGAGACAUGAUGGACUUCUGAAGUGCACGCACUGUCAUCUGCUGAGAGCUGCCAGGGAUCAACUGUCAUGACUUGAAUAUAAUGUGUGUUGAAACUUAAAGUCAAGUAUAUAAAUCACAAUCCCACAACAAUAUGAAUUAACAAGGUGAAUGGAUCUAAAACUAACAUCCCUGCAGGCCUCAACCUGGUAAUGUGUGGAAAAUCAGACAACCUGUGUUCUCAUACCCAUUCCUCAUGAUGCAAAAACCUGUCAGUGAAAGCAUGUACAAAUAAGGAGGCUGUCCAGCAGAUGGCGACAUCAACAUAAGACUUCCUACACAUCCAACCCUACUUUUUGUAUAGUCCAAUUUGAUGUGUCAAGGGUCAACAUUGCACUUAGUUUUAAUCAAGUAAAUGUUCAUCACCACUCAUAGUUCUAAAUGAAGUGCAAUAUUUUAGACGAUCUCCUCUAAAUAUUGUACCUGUCCAGUUAUUCUGAGCAGAUAUCCAUGAUGCUUUCCACUGUUCAUAUGCCAAAGAGAUGACUUCUUUAGGUACUUCAUAUCAGCAUUUUAUUCCUUGUCAUUCCCUGAAUACCUAUUCCUGUUCUUCAAUGCACUAAAAAUGUUCUUUGUAAUUCCAUAAUGUGUGUUGGGCUUAUCUCUUUCUUUAAGUGCUGUUAACAAUAGCACUUUAGUGAUUUCCCUUGAACAUUUGUUAAUAUGCUCAACCCCUGUUUUUAAUUUGUCCACAAGUUGACUUUCAUUUUGUCAUAUCUUACAUGUGUUGCUGCCCAUUCUCAGGCUUUUCAUGAAGUUCUUCAAAAUAUAGAUCUCAAGUCUUAUUUG